CGGAAAAUUCAAUUAAGCAUUAACGAGCGUUUGCGGUAAAUUGGAUCCGAACAGAAGUGAAAACGGGACGGUGUCGACGACGAGUCCUUGGAGAGUUUUCCCUGUUUUAAGUGUGUGAAAUUUCCGAGAAACAUUGUAACGGUCGACGUUGUGGAAAGUUGUGAUAAGAAUUCAAUUGGUUUGCGGAGAUCAAGGAUUUGUUAGUUAGUUGACUUGCAGAUUUCACUCCUUCGGUUUUAAAGGACAUAAAUCUUGGGAUCAUCUACGAUUUAUACGUGGGACUUAAGGUUUGCGAAGCAGUGUUUCAGCCGACAGCAUGAUUUGUGAUAAUAGAUUGCUGGGAUUUGCUAUAUUGAUUCUUGUGUUGGCGCCCUUUAGUUGGUGCGGGGUUACCGAUGAACAAAUGAAGAAAAGCGCUCAAAUGCUGCGGGAUGUAUGCCAACCGAAAUUCAAAAUUUCUGAUGAAGUAGCGAACGGAAUAAAGGACGGUAUAGUUCCCGAUGAACAGAAUGUUAAAUGCUAUAUAAAUUGUGUCCUGGAAAUGAUGAAUUCGAUAAAAAAAGGCAAACUCAACUACGAAGCGUCUGUGAAACAAAUUGACCUGCUGCUCCCAGAUCGUUUGAAGGACUCUUUCAAAGCAGGACUGGCAGCCUGCAGGAAUUCAAUCGAUGGUAUUAGGAAUCAUUGUGAGGCUGCCACGGUGCUUCUAAAGUGUUUGAAGGCGAAUAUUCCGGAAUUCUUCUUUCCUUAAGGGAUAGUCCUAGAUCCUAUGAAAUAUUACGCAACAUAAAAAAUAGAAUAUUUAAGAUAAUGUUUUUAUGUUCAUAAAAUCAAAUCCGAAAUAAACAGGGCUUUCAUUU
Messenger RNA from Hermetia illucens (black soldier fly), 860 nucleotides. RefSeq names its product general odorant-binding protein 72 (gene Obp19a). The record is from RefSeq and is a predicted model, not a curated record. Gene Ontology annotation, biological process: sensory perception of smell; olfactory behavior. Gene Ontology annotation, cellular component: extracellular region. The coding region runs from base 317 to 751 and encodes 144 amino acids. Gene Ontology annotation, molecular function: odorant binding; dibutyl phthalate binding. The transcript has 5 exons. NCBI's taxonomy places the organism in Eukaryota, Metazoa, Arthropoda, Insecta, Diptera, Stratiomyidae.